AUGGAUCUUUUAUACGGGUCUGAGAUCGAAGCGACCAUCGAAUUGAAAGAUUCGGCCAAGUUGCGAGCGUAUACCGAUCGUUUACGUGCUGUUCUAUCUUCAGCACAUAAGUCUGCGCGAGACAAUCUUGACAUUGUGCAACAAAACCAGAAAAUUCUUUACGAUAUGCAUCGUAAGAAAGUGGAAUUUGAGGUAGGAGAAUUGGUACUAAUGGCAAAUACGGCAGGCAACGCAUUAGGAAAAUGGGCAGUUCCCAAACUUGCGCUCAAAUGGCUUGGUCCGUUCCGUGUUUCUAAGAAAAACGGCCCUCUUAACUAUGAAUUAGUGUCAUUAGAAAAAGCUCGGAUCCACUUCAGAAAUUGACUCCCAUCAGCCCACGUAAAACUUUUUGCUCGUUCGAUUAAAAAAUUAUCUUUCUAUAAUGUACUGUUAUUAAAAGAGUAUUCCAAGCAGACGAGUUUAGACAAAAAAGCGUGUUUUGAGAAAAAGCGCUGUGCAUUGGCUAAUCCGUUUUAGGACUUGUAAGAGAAUGCUUAUAAUUUUUGAACGCAAGCGCACACAGAGUGGUGCACCUUCAAAGUCGCGUGUUCGAUCCUUAAAUUCAGCCA
This is a messenger RNA of Didymodactylos carnosus, 608 nucleotides long. Lineage: Eukaryota; Metazoa; Rotifera; Eurotatoria; Philodinida; Philodinidae. The record is from the annotation of a GenBank genome assembly.